AUGGAGCUUCCGGCCAAAUUGCCCUUCUCCAAGCGGCGCCUCCGACCGCGCGUGAUCAUCUCUGCCUGCGUGAUCGGCUUCGCCAUCCUCGACUCCCUCGAACCCUACCACCAACACUUUUCCCUACAAAACUACACCCUGCAAUAUCCCUACGCCGUCCACGAGCGCAUCCCAAUCGCCUACGCCCUCUGCAUCUCCGGCGCCUUCCCCCUCGUCCUAAUCAUCGUCUACACCCUCUUCAUCGAUGGCAUCUUCUCCCACAACAAGCAGGAUCCCGUCUCCGGCAAGCGCAAGCUGCGCGGGCCCUGGCGCUGGAAGGAUCGUCUGUGGGAGAUGAAUUGUGGUAUCUUGGGCCUGUUGCUUGCCCAGGGAAUCACUUUUGUCAUUACCCAGGCGCUCAAGACAGCGUGCGGCAAACCGAGACCGGAUCUGAUUGAUCGCUGCCAGCCUAAAGCUGGGAGUGUUGAUCCUGCGGUGUAUGGAUUGUCCAAUUCCAGUAUUUGCACGGGGGAUCCGACGAUUAUCAAGGACGGAUUUCGAUCUUGGCCGUCAGCCUCCUUCGCCGGCCUCUUCUACAUCGCCCUCUGGCUCGGCGGCAAACUCCACAUAAUGGACAACCGCGGCGAAGCCUGGAAAACCCUCCUCUGCAUGACACCCAUCCUAGCCGCAACCCUAGUCGCCGUAUCCCGAAUCAUGGACGCACGCCACCACCCCUUCGACGUAAUCACCGGCUCAAUGCUCGGCACACUCUGCGCCUUCGUCGCAUACAGACAAUACUUCCCACCGAUCACCGAGUCCUGGCGCAAAGGACGCGCAUACCCGAUUCGAACCUGGGGAACCGAACCCGCCCAUCCGAACGACCCGCUCGGCAUGAAAUUACUCUCCUCUCAAGAGGCUCUGCAUAACCCGGAGACGGAGCGGCUUAGUCCCGCAAAUGAGAAUCUGAAUGCUGGCUCACCGUUGAAUCCGAAUCCGAAUCCGAAUCUGAAUCUGAUAUCCGCGGCUCCGCCACCGUCGUCGUAUAGUAAUCAUGGGAAUCCGUUUGUCGCGGGACCAUAUCAGCGUCGUCGGAGACAUGAUCAUGAUCCGGAUGGGAAUUGGUCGUCUAGUGAGGAGGAUGUUGUGGAUGGGUAUGAGAUGCAGCAUGGUUAUGCCAUGUCACAGCAGAAUGUGAAUCGAUUCUAUCCACCGCAGUAUGAUGGUGGUCCUGGUGGUACAGCGUAUCAGUCUCAGACUCAGGGUAUGCCUGUAGGUGCUGGUGCUGGUGCUGGUGCUGGUGGUGUGGGCAUGGCUACGACUACACCUGCCAAUGCCCAUUAUGACCACGGUCGACCGCUGACUGAUACCCCGAUUCGCGAUGUUUAA
This is a messenger RNA of Penicillium waksmanii, 1365 nucleotides long. RefSeq names its product phosphatase PAP2 family protein. The transcript is spliced from 3 exons. The coding region runs from base 1 to 1365 and encodes 454 amino acids. The record is from RefSeq and is a predicted model, not a curated record. Gene Ontology annotation, molecular function: phosphatidate phosphatase activity. NCBI's taxonomy places the organism in Eukaryota, Fungi, Ascomycota, Eurotiomycetes, Eurotiales, Aspergillaceae. Gene Ontology annotation, biological process: phospholipid metabolic process.